AUGGCGCCCAUCAUAACGUCGACAGGCCAGACACGGUCGCGGCUGCCCCCCAAGUGGAUGCAGAAUGCUACUAUAAAGGCAUCCGCCGCUGCCACAGUCAAUCAUGUCGACCAUGACGCCCUAGCACACCAGAGACCUGUGCGAUGGUCCACCCAUACGCUGGCCGCCGACCACAACGACACGAUACGCAGUUGUGCCGACUCCACCACCUCGACAUAUGUCGCCGACACGUUUGCGCAUCGAGGUAAGGGCCGCAUCAGCGAUGUGACAUUUGUUAACUCCUCGGAAGAUGCUGCAUCCGCCGACCUCACCAGGUCAGACAGCCACAACUCGAGUUUCAACGACCUCUCCCUCACCUUGAACGACGAUGAUGAUAUCUCCCAAUUCUCCGACUUUACGAAAUGUAAGCCGACUGUACCAGAGGACGCAGAGCCGAUACCGCCCGUCACCCACGAUAUACACGUCCACUUGCUGGACAGUGACGACGACGACAUGGCUCGGAGGAUCGACCAACUCAUGGCAGCAACCAUGGAAGCACUCGAGGCUUCCAACCGACUCGUCCUCGAUACACUUUCUACUCGAGCAAAGCUCGCGCAGUUCAAUGCGAUGGAAGCUGCGCUCGACUCUCAACUCGAUGCUAGAGAAGCCCACCUCCUCCGCCAAAUCCAAGCCGUCACCGACAUGACCGACUUCGUCUCGAAGACAUCCGCGCAAUUGCAAGACCUCACAUCGCCUUUCCUUAGACUGCGUGUCUCCGGAGGUGCCGCAUCAGCUGGACAGCCCAGUACGCUGGCUGAUACAGCUGAGCUUCAGGUUCGAGACGCAGCAGCAACGGGCAUCGUCCAGGCGCUCGAUCGGGACGCCACCAUUGGAAAGACAGCGGCAAAGCGACUGGAACCAAAACACAGGCAGCACAGCAACUUCGCCGGGCACUAUAUCCAGUAG
This is a messenger RNA of Kalmanozyma brasiliensis GHG001, 945 nucleotides long. RefSeq lists its product as uncharacterized. Bases 1 to 945 code for a protein of 314 amino acids. The record is from RefSeq and is a predicted model, not a curated record. The transcript has 2 exons. NCBI's taxonomy places the organism in Eukaryota, Fungi, Basidiomycota, Ustilaginomycetes, Ustilaginales.